This is a messenger RNA of Danio rerio (zebrafish), 1600 nucleotides long. RefSeq names its product ATPase H+ transporting V0 subunit ca (gene atp6v0ca). The record is from RefSeq and is marked validated. NCBI's taxonomy places the organism in Eukaryota, Metazoa, Chordata, Actinopteri, Cypriniformes, Danionidae. Gene Ontology annotation, cellular component: lysosomal membrane; vacuolar membrane; clathrin-coated vesicle membrane. Gene Ontology annotation, biological process: proton transmembrane transport. Gene Ontology annotation, molecular function: proton-transporting ATPase activity, rotational mechanism; proton transmembrane transporter activity.
UGAUCAUGUGACUCUCUUCAUUUCGCCAUUUUCUUCCUCUCCGCCGGCGACCAGCCUCCUGUCGGGUUCGUGACCGUCUCUCCUGCUCCUGCAAGACCUGUCAGCCAAAAGAAGACCUCACUCAGAGUCUAAACCUGCUAGACUGAAGCUUUCCUCCCUUUUCUGCCUUUAGUUUUAGUCUCCCGAACGCGCGAGAAGAAUGGACACCCAGAACCCCCAGUACUCUCCCUUCUUCGCAGUGAUGGGUGCCUCCUCAGCGAUGGUGUUCAGCGCGUUGGGUGCUGCAUACGGGACUGCUAAGAGCGGCACAGGCAUUGCUGCCAUGUCAGUGAUGCGGCCAGAGCUGAUCAUGAAGUCCAUCAUUCCCGUGGUCAUGGCGGGUAUCAUUGCCAUCUACGGCCUGGUGGUGGCUGUACUUAUUGCCAACAAUAUCGGUGAUAAAAUCUCGCUCUACAAGAGUUUCCUGCAUCUGGGAGCGGGUCUGAGUGUGGGUCUGAGCGGUCUCGCUGCCGGCUUCGCCAUCGGGAUCGUGGGAGACGCAGGUGUGAGAGGAACGGCCCAGCAGCCGCGUCUGUUCGUGGGCAUGAUCCUCAUCUUGAUCUUUGCAGAGGUGCUGGGGCUCUACGGCCUGAUCGUCGCCCUCAUCCUGUCCACUAAGGGUUAAUCGUUGCUCCUAUCCUCUCUUACACAUGAACAAACACACACACAGACACACACACCAACACAAAUGAUAUACAACGAGUAAACUUCACCGCCUGAAUAACGACGAGAGGAAUUUUUGCGUGCAUGCGUGUAUCGUGAGUGUGCUGUUUGCGAUGAGUGAGCGUGAGAUUGAUCUUCCUCUCUGUGUAAAGUAGCCCGAUGUGUGUGUGUUUUUCUUUCCCCCCUGUAAAUGCGCUGUGUAGCUAUCGCUCUCGUCCCGUGUGUGUGUGUGUGUGCGUGCGUGUGUUUAAAUAUAGACGCCCUCUUUCUCAUACGCUACACUUUUUGUUUGUCAUCCUCUUUUAUUUAGUUAUAAUUUUACUCUCCUUUAAAGAACAAAUCAACUGUUUUUGUUUAGUUCGUUUCUCACUUUUGGGACCAUUCAUUCCAAUUAUUAAAACACUGAUGUUGAGGACCUAAAUGUAAAAAAAAAAAGAUGGAUUAUUGCUGUUUGUUUGUUUUGUUUUCUGUUCCUGAUGAUUAUUUAUGAAGAUUUUGAGAUGUUCAUUAAACAGUUUAAGUGGAUCAAAGUCUUUAUCGAGAAUCCUGACUAUAUAUAAAUGGUGUGAGCGUGUAUCAGAAAAUAUAUAUAUGAAUAUAUCUGUAUAGGUGAGUUGCACUGUGGAAAAUUUGUCAGUUCUUCGGGUAUGUAAUCACUGAUUGCCAUUGAGAGAGUUGUCUUAAUCAAGAUAUAGAUGUGCAAGUUUAGUACCUGUGUGUGUGAAACGAAUGAAUGCACAUGUGUGUUUGUGAGAGCGCAUGUGUGCGUGUGUGUUUAAACGUGACAUUUCUUCUUACAUGUAGCGUUUUACCUGUAGUUGAUACUGUUUCUGGGUCCGUUCAUGGGUGAACACCAGCGCAGCUUGUCCAGUUUCCGAAUAAAACUUCCUCAACCUUA